Calliphora vicina (urban bluebottle blowfly) is the source of this 1455-nucleotide messenger RNA. RefSeq names its product actin-5-like. The coding region runs from base 235 to 1443 and encodes 402 amino acids. The record is from RefSeq and is a predicted model, not a curated record. The transcript has 2 exons. Lineage: Eukaryota; Metazoa; Arthropoda; Insecta; Diptera; Calliphoridae.
UAAUAAACUAAUUUUAAGUUACACUCCAUAAAAUUCCCAAUUAAUCGGCGAUAUGUUACAAAGCAUCCAUAAAUGCGGAUAAUAAACGUGACUCCUUAUACUUUCGAUAAACCUCCAUGAUAAUUUAUGAAGAUCACAUGAAUAAUUAAAUAAAGAAAUCUUUAAAUUUUAAAUACUAUUGUAUACCAAAAUUGUAUCUUCAAAAUUAAAAAGUUUAACUUAAAAUUUUAUGGAAUGGCUUUUAGUUGUUGGCCUAAGGCCGACAAAAAGAUUGAAAGAACUGUAACAGAAACCCAAACAUUGGAAACUGAAUUUGCUGUACCCACUAGUGAUCUCGUAAUAAUUGAUUGUGGCUCAAAUGCUUGUAAAGCUGGCUUUUCUGGAGAUAAUAAACCUCGCAUUUCUAUACCCACCAUAGUAGGUAGACCUAAACAGGGAGCAGAUAUCAGACAUCGUUCUCAGCAAGAUUCUUAUGUGGGUUUUGAGGCACAAGAAAAACGGGCAGUACUUAAUCUCAAUACACCUAUUGAUAGAGGUAUAAUUACGAAUUGGGAUGAUAUGGAAGAGUAUUUUGAAUAUAUCUUUAAAGAAGGUAUACAUUUAGAACCCUCUGGAUAUGGUAUAAUCUUAACAGAAACUCUUAAUAAUCCAAAAAGAAAUCGUGAAAAAUUGCUCGAAUUAAUGUUGGAAAAAUUUCACUUUAAAUCGUUUUUUCUGGCUCCAGCACCACCUUUGGCUUUAUAUGCCUAUGGUUUCUAUACUGGUGUGGUGCUAGACUCUGGUGAGGGACAAACACAUAUAGUGCCAGUGUAUGAAGGUUACUCAAUGUCUCAUAGUACCCGUUAUAUACCUUUGGGCGGUAAAGAUAUUAACAAAAUGUUGGAGAAUAUUUUAGCUAAGAAAAGUAAUUUUGCUCAAUUUUUGCAAACAUCAUCAGACAAGGAAUUUUUAGAACACAUCAAGGAGCAAUUAUGUUAUGUGGCCUUGGAUUACCAAGAGGAAUUAAGCAAGGUUACAACAAAUUCAAAAUCUUAUCGUUUACCUGAUGGCAAUUAUAUAGAUUUAAGUACAGAACAGUUUUCAUGCACAGAGAUCCUGUUUGAACCCACCCUGUUGGAUGUAAGAACUGGUGGGAUACAUGAGAAUAUUUAUAGAGCUGUUCAAUUGUCCGAUUCUUCCAUUAGACAUUUACUGUACAGCCAUAUAGUUUUAAGUGGAGGCAAUACAUUGUUUCCAGGACUUCAGCAUCGCCUUGCCAAUGAAAUGCGUUUAAUGUCGGAGCCAGAGGCUACUAUAAAUAUUCAUGCCAAAUCGGAGCGUAAGAAUGCAGUAUUUUUGGGUGCCUCUCUACUGAGUUCGUUGGCCAAGUUUAAGGAUAUGAUGAUUACAUAUCCAGAAUAUUUUGAAAGCGGUCCGUCGAUUGUAAAUAGAAAAUGUUUUUAAAUGGUAUUUGAA